AUGGCAAUGCUUGCCCUAUUACUAAUUAUCUCAGUAAUAUUCGCAACUUCAGCUAUCAAAGAAAGCAAAAUACCCGAAACAGGCUGCCCUCCAACUGCAAGAUCAUUGCCAUCUUCAGUUUAUGACACUAACGCAAACAGACUCCUGUUAUUCGGUGGGGCUUCAGCAGAAAAUGUUUAUUAUAAUGAUGUAUGAGCCUUCAAUUUUAACAAUAAUCAAUGGCAAGAAUUAUGCCCUUCAUCAUCAAAAGUUCCAGAUGCAAGGAAAGAAUCAGCAUCAUUUUUCAAUGAAGCAGAAAAUUCACUAAUAAUCAUGGCAGGCAAAACCGAACUUGGAGCCAUAACUGAUAUAUGAAGCUUUGAUUUAGACUUACUAGUUUGGAAAGAAUUAGAACUGCAAAACUGCAAAUUAAAUUCUCUCUCGUCAGUGGCAUAUGAAGCUUUUAAAUGAAAAGGUAUGAUGAGCUGGAUUAAAAAUUGGAUUUAUUAUAAUUAUAUUUGAAAAUAAUUUAUUUGAAAUUGAAUUGAUUUCUUUAUUUUGAUAUUAUGACCAUUAACUCCCCUUUAUAUAAUGCGUCGGAAAAUUUCUUAACGAAUCUAAUUAUGAUUUUUUAAAAAUAUUCUGUUUUCUUCUAAAUUCUUUAAAAUCUAUUAAAUCAAUACUAUUCUAAAAUGUAAAUAUUUAAAAUAUUUAAAAAGCAAUAGAAAACUUUUAUAAUUUAUUUAGAAAUAUUUUUAUGAUUUUAUUAAAAUAUAUUGAUAUAAUUAUUUAUUUGCUUUGCAAUUUAUCUAUUUAAUAUCUUUUAAAAAAUAUAAAUCUGAACUAUUUAUUAAAAAUAGAAACUUACUCCUCUGUGAAAGAACAAAACCAAAUUUUGUUUAAUAUAAACAUUUUUUAUUAAAAAAAAUUGACAUAUAAAUAAUAAUUAGUUUAAUGAAAUCUCUAGCUAAUUCUGUUUAAUUUUAAAACGAUUUGCAUUUUAAAACAUAAAUUUUACAAAUUAAAUUAAUAUUUGCUUUGCAAUUUGGGAUUUUUUUAAUUUUCGAAAUAAAUUACUAUAUCUGCUACACAGUAAGAAAUAUGUGAAGCAGAUGAUAUAAAACUUAUAGAUAUUUUUUUAGAAAAAGAUAUUAACCCUCCUCGGGCGAACAAAUCUUUUUUUAUUAGCUAACGGAUGGAUGAGUUAGGAAACUUUCAAUUAAAAAAAAAUUAUACCCAAUUAAUGAGAAACAAAAAGUUUUCGUUAUUGAAUGAGAAGAGAUUAAUAUAUAUAUGGCUAUAAUAUUUAUUAUGUGAUUUUUGGAGGAGCUAUUGAUUCUGGAUUUUCAAAUUUAAUUUAUUUGUAAGACUUACUAUAGGAUUGAUUCAGGGAGUUUAAAUUGUAUCAUCAUGCCAAAUACAGGGGAUGGGCCUACUUUGAUUCACAGCGCAAAAAUUGCAUUUUCUGAUGGAAAACUAUAUAUCUGAGGUGGACUUACAACAGAAUAUGUAUAUGAUAAUAAUCUUUAUAUAUAUGACUUACAAAACCAAGUCUGAACGAAACACAUUUUUAAUAAAUCCCCUAUUGGGAGAAUGUGGCAUUACAUAGCAAUAUAUUCUGAAUUUUUGUAUAUUUUUCCAGGAUUUGAUUAUAAUUACGACGCGGGAAUAAAUGAUAUUUGAAAAAUCAACCUUAACGAUUUAGAUCAGUGAAUACAAGUUGAUUUUGAUAUAGACAAAAACACUCAGCUUAGAAGUCAGGCUGGGAAUACUUUUGUCAACUCAACUUUAUUUCAAUACAGUGGAUCUACUUAUACAAAUGAUUUGAUUUAUAUUAAUAUUUCUUAUGAAAAUCCAAAGUUUUCAACAUUGACCUCUAAUUGAGUUUCGCCUCCUCCAAGAAUGAGGUUUGCAAUGGAGCAAAUAAAUGACAAAAUUGCUAUAUUUGGAGGACAAGGAAGAAAUGGGAAUCUGUAAUAUUUAAUAUAGGUUAGAUGAUUUUUGGGUAUACAGCGUUGACAAUAAUGAAUGGGUGCAAGAAAAUCCUUUAUAUGAACCAUCUGCAAGAUAUGGCCAUGCUCAUACAGGUAUUGGCUAUGGAAUGGUUAUUUUUGGAGGAGAAGAUUCAACUGGCCUACUCAAUGAUUUUUAUAUUUAUUCUGCAACUUCUAAGAGCUGAUCUCAAAUAAUUACUUCUACAGGAAAAAGCCCUCUUCCAGCAAAAGGUGCAUGCAUAGAUGCUGCAAUUCCUUAUAUUUUUCUAUAUGGUGGCGUAACAAGUUCAGGACUUACUCCCCCUUCCGUGAGCGAACAAACCAUUGGAAAAUCCUUAUUUUUUGUCCAAAAAUCCACCUCCAUGAGCGGACAAAAAUUUUUAUGAAAAAAAAACUUUGAAAUAUAAGUGAUAAUUAAUAUAACGAAAUUUCUAGCUAAUUCUGUUUAAUUUAAACAGAUUGGGUUUAAGAAAUAAAUUUUACAAAUUAAAUUAACAUUUGCUUUCCAAUUUUUGCGAAGUGAGAUUUUUUUUAUUUUCGACUAUAAAAUUUAUAGAGAAAUUUUUAAAAGGCUUGACGAACAAAAUUUUUUUGUUCGCUCACGGAAAUGGGGAGUUAGUAAUAUUUUAUAUCAAUAUGAUAUAACAAUUUUAGGUUGAGUCCAAAAAAUCCCUCUAGGAGAUACUAUCCCUCCAUUAGCAUGGCACCAAUGCUACGCUGAUCACGAGGAUGAUGACUUCUUGUUUUAUGUUUUUAUGGGAGAAACAGAUAAUAAUCUGCCGAAUAAAAGUAUAUAUAGAUUCAGUUUAAAACAAAAUUCAUGGGAAAUCGUCCAAACUAUUGAUUAUUUGCAGUUUUCAUUAAGUGAAGCAUCAAACAUAAUUUUGUCAUCUUCAUUCAUAAUCACUAUUGGCGGAGAGUUUAAGAAUAUUUUUUCAUCAAAUGUUGCUAUUUUUCUUACUCCCUCCUCAGUGAGCGAACAAAAAAAACUUUUGUUCGCUCACAGCGGUGGUUAAUGUUUUUUAUUAAUAUAUAAUUCUAGAAAAUAUUUUUUAGAAAUUUAAAAACAUUCCCAAUCUGUAAAAUUGAGAAGCAAAAUUAAAUUUAAUUUCAAAAUUUAUGUUUUAAAAUGCGAGCUGUUUAAAAUUAAACAGAUUUCAUUAUAAUAAUUAUCAUUUACAUAUAAUUUUUUUUUUCAUAAAAAAUUGUUACAUUAAAAACAUUUAUGUUGUUCACAAAGGUGGUUUUUUGGGCAAAAAAUAGGGAUUUUUCCAAUACUUUUAUUCGCUUAUGGAGGGAGUUAACGGACAAAACUAUUCAGUUGAUGCAGUUCUAGGCUUAAGUACAAAUUUAUUUAGCCACCGGUCAAUUUAUAUGAAAAAUGAUAUUUACAUUUUUGCUGGCACUAGAUCAAGCUCACUUAGAAUAAACAAUAUUCCUACAUCUGAUUUCAUUAAAUUGUCUUUAGAGGAUGGCCCAUGUAGUGAAGGAGCUUAUAAAUCAGGUUUAGAGUGUAUUUGAUGCCCUAUUGGAACCUGAUCAGAAGAUUCAAGCAUAGAUAAAUGCAACCCAUGCCCAAUAGGAACAAUAAAUGAAUAUCAAGGAGGAGCAAGCCAGUUUGUGUGUGUUCCUUGUGAGUUAGGGACAUAUAAUGAUGUUCCUGGGUCUGGGAUGUGCAAAAAAUGCCCUGCAGGUAUGGCAUGUCCUGUUGGAUCUACAGAACCAAUUGUUUUACUUCAUAAUAACGCUGAAGAGACAGACCAACCUGACCAGUACUCACCUGAGUUAAGUGUUAUUCAAAAAGUCACUCUAUGGCUUGGCGUUGGGCUUGCCAUAUUUUUGGUUUUUUUGGAUAGCUCCCCCUCCCUGAGUGAACAAAGCCAUUGGAAAAAUUGCCUAAAAACCCACCCUCUGUAAGUGAAACAAAAAUGUUUUUAAUAGAAAAAAAUUUUAUGGAAAAAGCUUUUGAUAUAUAAGUGAUAAUUAGUAUAAUGAAAUAUUGAGCUAAUUCUGUUUAAUUUUUUAAAACAAAUUGCAUUUUAAAACAUAAAUUUUACAAAUUAAAUUACUAUUUGCCUUCCAAUUUUUAUAAAAAUGAGAUUUUUUUAAAUUUCGAAAAAAAAAUUAGUCCCCCUCUGUGGGUGAACAAAAUUUUUUUGUUUACUCACGGAGGGGGGGAUAAGUAUUUUGGCUUGAAAUAGUAAAAAUUUUGAAAAAUUCACGAAAUUUGAUAUAUAUAAUGAUAAACAUAAUGAAGAAGGCAAGCCUAUGUACCUGAAACGAACAAGCAUUGGUGGUUUUUUCUCUGCUUUAGCAUUUAUUGGAGUGAUAUACAUUUUUACUUUAUCUAAUCUUGAGUACUGAUAUAACAACGUGAUAGAAUCAAAGACUUUGCUUCCGUAUGAAACUCUUAUUAAGCAAGCUGAAAAUUUUGACAGUGACAUCACAAUUAUAGUUGGAGCUUAUAAUUAUGGAGGUUCAUGUGUUACGGGCAGCGCUUGCAAUGAGUAUAUAUGCCCGUUUAUUAUGAAUAGAAAUUUUGGAAUGAUUAGUUUUUCCCUUCCACUAUAUAAAAUAAAAAUAGAAUUGAAGCCUAAUUUUAUUAUAAAAGGGUAUAGCUGCUUAUAGAAUUUACAAAUUUAUAAUUCAUGAUGAAUGCCCCGAUUUAAAUAUAAAAUAGGAAAAAAUUAUAAAAUAAUUUUUUUAAAUAAUUUAACGAGCAUAUAUCUUGAUAUCAAUACAAUAUUAUCAGUAAAUCAGUUGUAGUAGAAUGCUUUAAAGAUCAAAAAAAUUGCUUUGUGCAAGCAACAUUCAAUUCAUGCAAUCUCGGAACUGGAGCUUAUUUUUACAUAUCUUUUGCAGAGCCAACAAGCUAUGCGAGCUACUUAUAUGCAAAUGUAACUGCAGACUCUUCAAUUCCUAAUGAAAAAAGUUCUCAUGAUCUCUAUCUUUCUCCUCCUUCUGGCCAGGUUUUCAUAGGUGUCAAUCCUUCAUAUAUGCAUUUUAAUAUGAUUCGAUCAUAAUUUAAUAUGAUGCUUCAGCCGGCUAUGGCCUCUGAUAAUGCAACUUCGAGCGAAUAUUCAAUUAUAUCCAUCAAGGCUUUCUCAACUUGGAAACGCCACUCGGAGCAUAGUCCAAGUCCGAAUUCAUAGCUCGAUUUUACUUCGUGGGUAAUAGAGGCCUUGAGUUGGAAAGGCAGAUCCAUGUAAUACCCUUUGGACCAUUUGAGAAAUAUUCCAGCGCAAUAAAGGAGGAGCUGCAUCUGGAGUCCUUUUGCAGUCUGUCGACUAAAAAAUCAAAUCUUUUUAUUUCUCUCUGCAUACAGCUCACAUUCAAACCUGUGAACCUGGAGAAUAGCUGUCGAAAUUCCUAUACUCGAAGCCGAAGGAGUAUUCAGGCUGAUGCCAAGCGUACACAACACGUUGCGGACAGAGAAUCCUGAAUCAGGGACAAAAACCAUGUAGGCUAUGCAUUAGGGAGGCUAAACGUGCAUAAAUCUAAAUUAAACUAGUUGAAUAUGAUUCCAUCAUACAUAUUAAAAUGGCGUCGACGGACCAGCCCUUUUUCUCAACACCUGUAGCCGCACGCCCACACAGGCUGGCGGGGACCUUGUGGAAGGGAAAAGAGCUCGGUAAAGUGUAUCCGGCUGGGUUUUGGCUUGAUGCAGUGGAGCGCAAUGUCGAAUUAGGUCGACCGCAGCUCAUUCUGAAAUCAAGUCUUUUGCCUCAAGGAAAGUGGAGAACCAAAGUUGGAAGGGGAAGCUCAGCAGUGCCAAGGACACCCACUUGGUCAAUCGGGCAACUCCCUAGCGUGAAACCGGGCGUUACGUCCCGGGCUUUGGAUUUCCAUCUUAGCCGAGAGCCUUACCAGAAAAUUCGCGCUUCGAAUUUUCGGAAUAGGCAACCUUGUAGACGGAGCCUGAAGCAAGGCCCCGGGAACCCAUAGUCUGCCCACUCAACACUGGAGCCGCCUAGAAGUGGCAAGGAGGAGGAGGACGGCCAGGCAACCCGCCUUUCCGGCGAUCGGAAGUAGAUGUCCCCGCAAAGCGGAUGAAUCCCCUGGAGGGAUCCUUGGUAACCGAGUUAACAAAGCGGAUUCUAACCGCCGUAAUUAAGAUUAAGAUUAAGAAUAUGAUUCCAUCAGUAAUAGUUAUUUAGCUAUUUAUCUCAGAUGUUUCUAAAUUUCACCCAUUUAAUAGCAUUUGCUUUUACUAUUAAUUGGGGGUAUAACUAAUAAAUUUAUAAAAGAAAAUUAUAUAAUCUUAUAUGAAAAGUUAAAAAUUAUUUAACUCCCCCCGCCCCCUCCUUGAGUGAACAAAACCAUUGGAAAAAAUACUAUUUUUUGACCAAAAUCCAUCCUCCGCCAGAAAACAAAAAUUUUUUUAUGAAAAAAAAAGCCUUUGAUAUAUAACUAAUAACUAUUAUAAUGAAAUCUCUAGCUAAUUCUGCUUAAUUUUAAACAACUUUCAUUUUAAAACAUAAAUUUUGUAAAUUAAAUUAAAUUUUGCUUCUCAUUUUUACAAAUUAGAAUGUUUUUAAAUUUUGAAAAAAAAAUUUAUAUAAUUUUUUUUUUUAAAAAAAAAACUCCAUGAGCGAACAAAUUUUUUGUUCUCUCACGGAGGGGAGUAAGCAUUAAUUAGAUGAAAAUAAAAAUGAAUUUCGCGAUUUAAACAUCGGAAUAAAUUAAACUAAAAGUUUUUUAAAAUAGCAUAUUUAAAAGCACUAUGGCAGCUGAUGUUAUUUUUUUAAAAUUUUUUUUUCUAAAGCAUAUAGUCCAACCCAAAGCAGGGAUCUAUAUUGGUUUACUGAGAUUGAGGUUUUAUAAAUUGAUAAAACAAAAUUAUGCUUCUAAAAGAGAUAAGCAUUAUAAUUGCAGCAAAAUAAAUUUUGAGUAUAAUUAUUAUUGAGAAAGAUUCUAUAAAAAUUAUCUUACUGCUAUUAAAUGGGAAAGUAAGUGACAAACGAAUCAAACUGGAUUUUUAGUUUCGUCAAGCCAAGAAUCAACACAAGGAUUUAGUGCAUCAGUUACUCAAAUGACUUUGACUAGAACACUUGGGAUUGUGGUGACUUUGGAUAUAGAUACUAUUGGUGUUUUAACAAUAAGAAGCCUUAAUCCCAAAAGACCUAGAGCAAGCAAAUUGUUUUGCUCCUUCAGGAAAGGAUUAUUUUGAUUGUUCGGGAUUUUUAAUUGGAUUUGCUUAUUGAACUUUUAAGCAUAGUUCUAAAGAACCGCUACCUUAAUUUAUAAACUUUAUGCUUUAGAAUUCAAUCUGUCUAAAAUAAAAUCACCUUCAUUGAUCUUUAAUUAAAAUCGUCUAUUACGGUAUAUAAAUUGAUAUGCCAAAAUUUUUAAACGAAACUUUUCUCUUUAAAUAAUCUAAUUUCCUGAAUUUUUGCUAUCUAGUGUUCCUUAUGAAGAGAGGGGAGUAAUAACACAUUUUUAUUUUUUAUUAGUACCUUGAUGGGGUCUAUUAGUGGAAUUAUCAGUGCAGGUGGAUUUCUUAUGGAAAAAGUUGAAGAUAAAAUUAAAAAAAUUAAUGAAAGGCGCAGUCUCAAAAUAAGCCAUGAAAAAAUUAUCAACGAGAAUAUUAAAAUACAAGAUAAUUUCCCAUUUAAUAUUCGAAGACUUACUUUGAUAGAUUGCCACAUGAAAGAAGAAAUGAAUACAGCUAAAGAACUCUAUGACGACUCUAUAGAGUAUCAACAACUUCGUUAUUGAGAUAAAUUGCAUUUGAAUAAAACUGUAAAUUAA
Molecule: messenger RNA, 7724 nt
Organism: Blepharisma stoltei
Lineage: Eukaryota; Ciliophora; Heterotrichea; Heterotrichida; Blepharismidae
Source: the annotation of a GenBank genome assembly